Messenger RNA from Drosophila rhopaloa, 1554 nucleotides. It is a transcript of the gene alphaTub85E, whose product is annotated as tubulin alpha-2 chain. Gene Ontology annotation, molecular function: structural constituent of cytoskeleton; GTP binding. Bases 90 to 1439 code for a protein of 449 amino acids. Gene Ontology annotation, cellular component: microtubule; cytoplasm. NCBI's taxonomy places the organism in Eukaryota, Metazoa, Arthropoda, Insecta, Diptera, Drosophilidae. The record is from RefSeq and is a predicted model, not a curated record. Gene Ontology annotation, biological process: microtubule cytoskeleton organization; mitotic cell cycle. The transcript has 3 exons.
CUCCCAGCUGUGUCGCAUCACAGACAAGUGCUAGGACUUUCGUACGCUAAACCUGCUGUUUUAAAGUUCAUCCUAACUUAUUUAUCAAAAUGAGGGAAUGUAUUUCGGUUCACAUUGGACAAGCUGGUGUGCAGAUCGGUAAUGCCUGCUGGGAACUGUACUGCCUGGAGCACGGCAUCCAGCCCGAUGGCCAUAUGCCCUCCGACAAAACCGUGGGUGGUGGCGACGACUCCUUCAACACCUUCUUCAGCGAGACCGGAGCUGGCAAGCAUGUGCCCCGUGCCGUGUUCGUCGAUCUGGAGCCCACUGUGGUGGACGAGGUCCGCACCGGAACCUAUCGCCAGCUGUUCCACCCGGAGCAACUGAUCACCGGCAAGGAGGACGCGGCCAACAACUACGCCCGUGGCCACUACACCAUCGGAAAGGAGAUCGUGGACUUGGUCCUGGACAGGAUUCGCAAGCUGGCGGAUCAGUGCACCGGACUGCAGGGAUUCCUGGUCUUCCACUCCUUCGGCGGAGGCACUGGCUCCGGCUUCACCUCGCUGCUGAUGGAGCGUCUCUCCGUCGACUACGGAAAGAAGUCGAAGCUGGAGUUCUCGAUCUACCCAGCCCCUCAAGUCUCCACAGCUGUGGUCGAGCCGUACAAUUCGAUCUUAACCACCCACACAACGCUGGAGCACUCGGAUUGUGCAUUUAUGGUUGACAACGAGGCAAUCUACGACAUCUGCCGCCGCAACUUGGAUAUCGAGCGACCCACCUACAUGAACCUCAACCGCCUAAUUGGUCAGAUCGUUUCCUCCAUUACGGCCUCGUUGCGCUUCGAUGGCGCCCUCAAUGUGGAUCUGACCGAGUUCCAGACCAAUUUGGUGCCCUACCCACGCAUCCAUUUCCCGUUGGCCACAUACGCGCCCGUCAUUUCCGUGGAGAAGGCCUACCACGAGCAGCUGACCGUGGCCGAGAUCACCAACGCCUGCUUCGAGCCCGCCAACCAGAUGGUGAAGUGUGAUCCCCGGCGGGGCAAGUACAUGGCCUGCUGCAUGCUCUACCGCGGUGACGUGGUGCCCAAGGAUGUGAACGCGGCGAUUGCCACCAUCAAGACCAAGCGCUCCAUCCAGUUUGUGGACUGGUGUCCCACCGGCUUCAAGGUAGGCAUCAACUACCAGCCCCCCACCGUCGUUCCUGGCGGGGAUCUGGCCAAGGUGCAGCGCGCCGUCUGCAUGCUGUCCAACACCACGGCCAUCGCCGAGGCCUGGGCUCGUCUGGACCACAAGUUCGACCUGAUGUACGCCAAGAGGGCCUUCGUCCACUGGUACGUGGGCGAGGGCAUGGAGGAGGGCGAGUUCGCCGAGGCCCGCGAGGAUCUGGCCGCCCUCGAGAAGGACUACGAGGAGGUGGGCAUCGACUCCACCACCGAGCUGGGCGAGGACGAGGAAUACUAAGCGUAAGCCGCACAAACGAAAUCUUCAAAGGUCCUGUAAACUCUUUACACAUCACUUUAUUUCUACCAAACACAAAAGCAUAAACUCUGGCAAUAAAAAAGGUUUAACACAAAAA